ACUAUGUUUACAAUGAUACCUCAAGAUAUAGCUAAAGGUAUAGCUGAAGGUGAUCUUGAUCCAUUCACCAAAAUGCCAUUUCAGGGGACUGCUAGUGCCAACACAACUUUCAAACUCAAGAAUUUUGAUCUUGGAAGCGUAAAGAAAAAGCUAGAUUUGCCUGUACAGAAGAAUCUUCUGACUCAGUACUUCUGUAUCCUUCUAUUCCUUUUUCCCUGGUUUGUGUAUGUAAUUUUAGUCUGAAAUGUUUCAUAUCAUGGACAACAGUUCAUGUACAUAAAUAUAACUGGUUUAUUUCAUUAAGUGGAUGUUCAGAAGCAUGUGGCCUACUUGUACUGUAAGAUAAGUGGCUAACAAACAAAUGCUAUUACUAAUCUUCAACCCCGAUUUGGA
Molecule: messenger RNA, 393 nt
Organism: Humulus lupulus (European hop)
Lineage: Eukaryota; Viridiplantae; Streptophyta; Magnoliopsida; Rosales; Cannabaceae
Product: exonuclease 1-like
Exons: 2
Coding region: 4-243 (79 amino acids)
Source: RefSeq, a predicted model, not a curated record